Molecule: messenger RNA, 1200 nt
Organism: Rotaria sp. Silwood2
Lineage: Eukaryota; Metazoa; Rotifera; Eurotatoria; Philodinida; Philodinidae
Source: the annotation of a GenBank genome assembly
AUGUCUUCAAAAACAGCUACUAAAGAAAAAACAAGUAAUGGACGAGAAAAAAAAGUUUCAGAUGAAGCAAUAGAAGAAAUGGUGCUAAUGCGCGACGAAGCUUCACAAGCACUCGUUAUUGUUUCUACUCGUAAAGUUUCAUCAAUUAAAAAAGUAUCAAAGUUGGUGCCAGGUACCAUAGUUACAAUGCAAGAUGCUUCUAGAGAGAGAUGGCGUGGGCCAAUUUUAGAUAUUGGCAAGUUUUACUAUUGUUUGAAUGAUUCUAUAAUGACGAACUUCUUUUUAGGAACAGAAGCACAAUGUGCAAAAACCAUGACUACUAUUGAAAAAAAUUUGGGAAUUUCAGGUAAAGAUACAUCUAUGUCAAAAAGCAAAGGAGGUGGAAAACUUCAAUCAACAAUAACGGUCGAAGAAAAAGAUCCUGAAGAGGUACAAUCAAAUCACGAUGAAGACGAUGAUAGUGGAUUGCUUUAUAUUCACGAUCAAGAAGAGGAAGAUGAAAACAAACAAGAAGAAGGAGAGAUAGAUACACAAGAAAAAGAGAACAAUUCUUCGUGGCUUCAAGCAACAACUAUUUCAAGCAUAUCCAAAAGUUCACGUGGUGAAAAACGACCGUGUGAUGAAAAUAUUAAUGAUUCAAAAAAGAAAAAAAAUUCAAAUAAAUCAUUAACUGUUUCGUAUUCUAUGUAUUCAGAAAAGGAACAACAAUGUCUUGUUCUUCAAUCUCAGGUUACAAUGUAUCAACAAGAAUGGAUGCCUCGGCCGAAAGAUCCGAAGGUGAUCAAAUAUCUAAUUGAUAUUACUGAUAUUCUACGUGGUAAAGUCGACGAAAAUGAUGAAGAACCAGGUGAAAUUUUAUUAAAAAUUAUGGAGGACUUUGACGUAAGUGAAAAAGAUUUACUAAUGUGUCAUCGAAAAACAGCAACACGAACAGCUCGUCAAAUCAUGAAAUUAUUAUAUCCAAAUCCUUCACCAAAUUUGAAAUUAAACAACAUUGAUGAAUAUGUAAUCAUUUCAAUUAUUAAAUAUACAAAACUUUCAAAUCCGAAUGAUAAAGUUAAUGAAGCAGAUAUUCGUCAUGCGAUAGGAAAUUACAUAGCAGUCCAUGCAUUUAAACAAAAGCAACUCAAAAAUGCCUCGUCCAAGAUCGUUACCAAAGACACAAAUAAAAAUAAUCAUUUUGAUUCAAAUAAUAGUUAA